Molecule: messenger RNA, 1071 nt
Organism: Trichoplusia ni (cabbage looper)
Lineage: Eukaryota; Metazoa; Arthropoda; Insecta; Lepidoptera; Noctuidae
Product: trypsin CFT-1-like
Exons: 5
Coding region: 195-968 (257 amino acids)
Biological process (GO): proteolysis
Molecular function (GO): serine-type endopeptidase activity
Source: RefSeq, a predicted model, not a curated record
AACGUUGCUUUAAAUCGGAACAGUGUUCAAGGGAAAAAGAAUUUCUUAAGUUUCAGAGAUUCUGUCCAUUGUAACGGUAUAAGAUGAAAAAGAAGAAAGACAGCGUGCCUCCGGGGAGUUUGCUGCGCGCUUUGUUUUUUCACAGCAUGAACACUUAAAAGCGGCAAGGUUAGGGCGAAUAUGGCUGAUGUUCAAUGAAGAUUGUCCACUCUCAAUUGUGGAAGACUGAAACUCGAACGAUGCGUGGCGUUGCUCUGUUGGCUUUCUGCUUGGCGGCUGUGGCAGCCGUGCCUAGCACUUCAAGACUGAGUGAUAAAAGUUUAUCCACUAUCGACCAGUAUCCCUCCAGCGCCUCCAUCCUCAGCACUUGGGAUGACAUCGCCUUGGUUUAUGUCUGCGCCGGUGUCAUCAUCAACAACAGGUCUAUCCUGACAGCUGGCCAUUGCAUGUACUACCGUCCUCCUUCUCAAUACCGCGUCCGAAUUGGAUCGUCUUACACCAACUCAGGUGGCCAGGUUCUACCCGCCUUACAAUUGAUCAUACACCCUGACUUCAACGACGCUAAUUUACAUUCUGACCUGUCUAUUGUCCGCACGCCAGUAUUUACCUACAGCCACAACAUUCGGCCCGCACCUAUUGCUGGGUACCACCUUGCUGACGACCUGAACGUUUGGGCUACGAGCUGGCGCCAAAUUGAGGGAGAUCGCCAAAUCAGUGAGGAGCAGGUCGUGACUAUUAGCAACGACCUCUGCAGAACUCGCUUUGACGGUAUCGACGCUGAAGUCACCUCUGACGUAGUCUGCACCAGAUGGCCUAAUCAAGAGUUCAAUGGCUACUGUAGUGGGUUCGGCUCUGGCAUAUACCAGUCUGGCAUCCUCGUCGCCGUCCACACAAACUGCUUCGGUUCACGCCCCGCUAUCAACAUUCGCGUGGCCAACUACACAUCUUGGAUUCAGUCGAAUGCCUGAAAUGUUUAAUAGGAAACAUUCUAAUCGUAAUAUGUUUUAUUGACUGUUACUGCUUUCAAUUUAUAUUUUAAAUAAAUAACUGUUUUUUAUUUAAACUUCGUUA